UUUAGAUGGUUCUUUUUCCUCCUCUAGUUGUUUUGCUACUGGUUCUUGUGAUGGUACUUCUAUCAUAUGGAGAUACUCCAGUUCCCAAUGGUCCAGUAUUGUACUGGUAGCUAGUGUUGAUCAACAGCUAAUUUCUGCUGCCAGUAAAUUUGAUAAUAAAACAAACCAAGUGACCAUGAUAUGCUGGGAGAGAUUAACUGAUAGUUACCUAGCAACAGGCCACACCCCUGACUGCAAUAUAAGGAUAUGGAACACCAGCAAUGGGGAAAUGGUAUCACUAUUAAAGGGUCAUACUAAUGAAGUUUUUGUUGUUGAAUGUCAUCCAAAGGAACCAAGAAUAUUAUUAACUGCAGGUCAUGAUGGUCAGGUUAUUAUUUGGGAUAUGCUGGCAGCUGUUCAACUGAAGGUCUUUCAAAUUGAAUAUAAGGAUGAAGGUGUUCCUUGUAUAUUUGACUGCAAGUGGUCACCUGAUGGUCUAACUGUAGCAGCUGCUGACAUCUUUGGAUAUUUAACAAUAUUUGGAUUUGGAUCAAGCACUCCUUAUGAACAACACCCAGAAGAGCAGUUCUUUCACACUGAUUAUCGUCCGUUAAUGAGGGACAGGAAUAAUUAUGUGGUAGACGAACAAACUCAAUUACCUCCUCAUCUGUUACCACCUCCUUAUUUGGUGGAUAUUGAUGGUCACCCGUACCCAGUGAAGUACCAGGAGAGUAUACUGAAGCACUUAAGAACAGGAACUAACGCCCACUCACUAUCAGCUGAUAGACCCAUUGAUGAUACUGAGGACUAUGAUGAAUAUAUGAGGAAACACUUUGCACAGUUUGAUAAAGAACGGAAAACCUUUCAAGAGAGGAACAGGAGAUCAACCCAACCCACUGCCAUGCCCACCGAGAGUGAUGUAACACCUUCCUUAUUAGGAGUUAUGGCUCCACCCACUAACACAAGUACUAACGAUACGGCACAAGAUAACAGGUAA
Amphimedon queenslandica is the source of this 976-nucleotide messenger RNA. RefSeq names its product PH-interacting protein-like. The coding region runs from base 176 to 976 and encodes 266 amino acids. Gene Ontology annotation, cellular component: nucleus. The record is from RefSeq and is a predicted model, not a curated record. NCBI's taxonomy places the organism in Eukaryota, Metazoa, Porifera, Demospongiae, Haplosclerida, Niphatidae. Gene Ontology annotation, biological process: regulation of cell shape; cytoskeleton organization; regulation of transcription by RNA polymerase II. The transcript is spliced from 7 exons. Gene Ontology annotation, molecular function: protein binding.